This is a messenger RNA of Oncorhynchus tshawytscha (Chinook salmon), 1368 nucleotides long. It is a transcript of the gene psmd7, whose product is annotated as proteasome 26S subunit, non-ATPase 7. Gene Ontology annotation, molecular function: metallopeptidase activity; protein binding. Gene Ontology annotation, cellular component: proteasome complex; proteasome regulatory particle. The record is from RefSeq and is a predicted model, not a curated record. NCBI's taxonomy places the organism in Eukaryota, Metazoa, Chordata, Actinopteri, Salmoniformes, Salmonidae. Bases 105 to 1085 code for a protein of 326 amino acids. Gene Ontology annotation, biological process: proteasome-mediated ubiquitin-dependent protein catabolic process. The transcript is spliced from 7 exons.
UCACAUGACCCUACGCGAAGGAUUGUGGGAUUGUGGUGCACUGACGGUGGUUGUGGUUCUCUAUCGCGAAAAUAUUUUCUAUUUAAUUUAAUUCACACAUAAACAUGCCGGAUUUGGCUGUUGAGAAAGUGAUUGUCCAUCCCUUGGUGCUCCUGAGUGUGGUGGAUCAUUUUAACAGAAUCGGUAAAGUUGGAAGUCAGAAGAGGGUUGUGGGUGUACUUCUCGGCUCAUGGCAUAAGAAGGUUCUUGAUGUGUCCAACAGCUUUGCAGUGCCAUUUGACGAGGAUGACAAGGAUGAUUCUGUGUGGUUCCUGGACCAUGACUAUUUGGAGAACAUGUACAACAUGUUCAAGAAAGUCAAUGCAAGGGAAAGAAUAGUUGGUUGGUAUCACACGGGCCCCAAACUACACAAGAAUGACAUUGCCAUCAAUGAACUCGUGAAGCAAUAUUGUACUAAUUCUGUUUUAGUCAUCAUUGACGUGAAACCGAAAGACCUGGGUCUGCCAACGGAGGCCUACAUAUCUGUGGAGGAAGUGCAUGAUGAUGGCACUCCAACGUCCAAGACUUUUGAACAUGUCACCAGUGAGAUUGGUGCUGAAGAAGCAGAGGAAGUGGGAGUGGAGCAUUUACUCCGAGACAUCAAGGACACAACAGUUGGCACCCUGUCUCAACGCAUCACCAACCAGGUGCAUGGCCUAAAGGGCCUCAACUGCAAGUUAGUGGAUAUCAAAGGGUAUUUGGACAAAGUUGCCGCAGGUAAGCUGCCCAUCAACCACCAGAUCAUCUACCAGCUGCAGGACGUCUUCAACCUGCUGCCUGACGUCAACCUUCAAGAGUUCAUCAAGGCAUUUUACCUCAAGACCAAUGACCAGAUGCUGGUGGUUUACCUGGCUUCACUCAUCCGCUCCGUGGUUGCUCUUCACAACCUCAUCAACAACAAGGUCGCCAACCGAGAUGCAGAGAAGAAGGAAGGCCAGGAAAAAGAUGACAGCAAGAAAGAGAAGAAAGAGGACAAGGAAAAAGAGAAGGAGAAAGAGAAAGAGAAGGGAGACACUAAGAAAGAUAAGAAGAAGGAGAAGAAAUGAGGAAGCAAUGGUCAUUUCUGACUACAGACUGACUUUGUUUUUGUUCUUCCCACCUGUCAGACGCUAUCUUGUUGUUGUUAAGACCCUCUCAUUUUCAGAAUGGAUUAAAAGAGUGAAGGGAAUUGGCCAUUUGAUUGUCUACUCCACAUAAGUCUAAUCAUUUUUUCAUUCUUAUGCAGCCCAUUUGGUUAAUGUUGACAAAAUACUAGUUUGCUAUGGUUCAAAACUAUUUUUAUUCAUUUCACAACAAACAUGUUACUAAUACAACAUUGUAAUUAUCUUG